AUGAAUGUCACGGUCACUUUCAAUGAGCUCCUGCGGGAACGAAAUGCGCCGGAAACAAGAAAACGUGUCACAUUGGAUGCCAUUGACGGUUUCUUAAAGGAAGCAUAUAGGAUUAAUUCGCAUAUUACCAGCCUACAUCGAGAGCUUCAAGAUGUCCGACAAGCAUAUUUAUCGACGGCGCAGCCACGAAAGACACAUAAUCGAGUCGCAAAAGAGCAAACACGGGUGCUUACAGAUCGAGACCGAGAAGAAGUCGACGCCAAUGCGAAACAGAUGAUCCGGGAGUUGAAUGCUGGCAUUCGUGCUCUCGACGAGGCUGAACAGUUACGGCGCGAGACCGAAUCAGCUAUAAUCCGAAAGAAAUAUGGAGGCUUAGGAGCUUUUGGAGCAUGGGCUUCAGGUGGCAUAAUCAGCAGCAAAACAGAGGAGCAUGCAGAAGCUGAAGCCAAGGCACGAGAUUUGGGAAUUCAUCGGGAUAGUAUUCUCUGGUUUUUACGGCAACGACUCGAGCUAUGCUGUCGAACGCAACAAGAAAUGAUGGAAACACGUCUAAAGCGUGAGUUGGAGAAGAAUCGCAGCAUGCUUUCAAGAUCAGGCGCCACCAUUGCUGGAGACUUUGCGGAAUUUCCUCCAUCUGCCCGACGAAACUCCCAAACAGCCCCUGCUGCACCGAUCCCUAUGUCCGAAGACGGUCAGUUCCCGAGCCAGGGGUUGACAGAGGAACAGAUCCAGAUGUUUGAACAAGGGAAUCAAGACAUGAUGAAGCAUUUCGAGAAUAGUUUGGACAAAGUCAGAACUGCUGAGAAGUCGUUACUAGAAAUAGCUGAGCUGCAGUCACUUCUCGUAAACAACCUCGCCACACAGUCAGCGCAUAUAGAUCAGCUCGUGGCGGACUCGUUUGCAACUACGGAAAACGUAGGCGGUGGCAAUAAGGAAUUAAAAAAGGCGACACAGCGCGCAAGCCCAGCAAAGUAUACGUUCUUUGCGGCAAGUGGGCUCUGUGCUUUCCUUGUGCUUUGGGAUCUGGUGUUUUGA
Messenger RNA from Fusarium mangiferae, 1035 nucleotides. RefSeq lists its product as uncharacterized. The transcript has 3 exons. The coding region runs from base 1 to 1035 and encodes 344 amino acids. The record is from RefSeq and is a predicted model, not a curated record. Gene Ontology annotation, cellular component: SNARE complex; endoplasmic reticulum. Gene Ontology annotation, biological process: retrograde vesicle-mediated transport, Golgi to endoplasmic reticulum. Lineage: Eukaryota; Fungi; Ascomycota; Sordariomycetes; Hypocreales; Nectriaceae.